This is a messenger RNA of Manis pentadactyla (Chinese pangolin), 1026 nucleotides long. RefSeq names its product golgi associated RAB2 interactor 1A (gene GARIN1A). Gene Ontology annotation, cellular component: nucleus. Lineage: Eukaryota; Metazoa; Chordata; Mammalia; Pholidota; Manidae. The record is from RefSeq and is a predicted model, not a curated record.
GUCUGUACUGCAGGCAUUGCUUCGGUUCUGCGACUGCUGUCCCGGCUGCGAUUUGGCGCUUCUAAUUGGCAGACUUUCCUCCCGACUGCUGCGCUUCUGGCUGUUGGCGAGCGGGCCAUUCCCGGCCUUUCUUCCUAGAGUGGUUUAGAAACAGCUUGCUUUGAGAGCCCAGGAACUGGAUGGAUGUCUGUGAAGGGUCUACCACUGUGAUCCUCGGGGUGACCUCCUCAGUGCCGCUCCCCAAUAUCCUCCUGAUGGCCAACGUCACCUGGCCCCGGGGCCAGCUUUCUGCCUGGAGCCCAGCUGGUCGUGCUCCUGUCAUCGCCCCCAACAGGAUUCUCCCCCUCAAGUAUGUGGAGCUACAAAUCUGUGACCGGCUCCAAUGCAUCCUGAGGGUUAGAACAGUCACUGAAAAGAUCUACUACCUGAGGCUCCAUGAAAAACACCCAGAGGCUGUGUUUCAAUGGAUCCGCUUGGUGAAAAUUCUGCAGAAAGUUCUGUCCAUCACUACCAAAGACCCGAGAAUUCAGUUCACUCCCUGCCUGGUCCCCAAGAUGCCCAGCAGCUCCACCGAAACAACACCCGAAAGCACCCUCCCGUCAUCCACCCAGCCCAGAGAAAGCUUCAUGCUGUUGGCAGCCGAGCAGACCAGUGGCAGUUUCUCGCAUCUCCCAGGAAGAUCCCAACUGACAGCAGACAGAAACCCCAACAUUGCCGUUAAAACAGACAAUUCCAACAGCUGUGACAAGACACUCUCACCAGUGUCAUCUCUGGUCCAUCUGAAUAUACCCAUGAAAGCCGCCUUGAGCCACAGCAUCUGGGAACAAGAGAAUCCAGAUGAGCACUCCUGGCAGGCUCCUAUAGCAAGUUCUCUAGGCAAGAAUAUUUUGGGACCCUGACACCUAGCCAAAACACGGUGAUCUUCCCUGGCUUCGUCUGAUGCGCUUGCUACAACCUCCUAUAAUGCUGUUUUCCCACUUCAAGCCAAAUGACCAUGGGAGAGGUAAGAUGAUGUCUGUAACAAGG